UGUGCUCCGGUCGCACCAGUCACGGCCGCAAUUAACAUAAAAAAGGCAUUAAAAUUUUGAAGCAUUUCUCAGGGACCGCCAGCAGUAUUUUGAAAAAUACGAAAUGCAUGAGGGGACUAUUUUAUGUUUUUUUUUUAUUUAGGGGGAGGGAAACGCGUUCUUGCAGCAGUGCACUGUACCCACGGUGAAGGUGGAGCGCGUACAUGGAGGAAGGAAAAAAUUGUAUGUAGCGCGUGUAUGUCGUCGACUGUGCGAGUUUCGCCAGUUUCGCUAUGUCAGAACAGAGUUCAAACCGCGCGAAGGAGAGCGACGAGCCUGUUGUUGAUAAAGCGACGUUGGACAAGCCUGUUGAUGAGGACCUGGACGAUCUGCUCGACAGGUCUGCUGAUGCGGUGCGCAAGGGGGCAACACCGCUGCAGACUUGCGCAUUGACCCGGCCCACAAGGAAUGUGAUUGUGGCUGUGCCACCAGCCUCCUUCGCAAGAGUAGCCGGCACUGCUUCACCUUCUUUGAAGGAAGGCCCAUGGACCUCCUGGUUGACGGCCCCCAAGCCUCUGCUUUUUGAGGUGCACUGCAGGACUUUGAGAAGCCAACACCCGCACGUGGCAGUGACAUGGGCAAAAGCCAGGUGCAGCAAGAUGGCAGCUUGGCAGAACCGCCCGCGGCCGACGAGAGGCAGCAUCCGUGGACAGCCGAGUUUGGCCAGUUUGCUGAUGUGAUGCAGGGUCUGUUGGAGGAGGACCCACAGCUCCAUGAGCAGUUCAGCCGCAUUGCACAGAGCGCCAACCGGGCCGCCUCUGCUGCUUCGGAUGAGGAGUUUUCUGCUACGCUGAAUGAAACCUUGCGGAACAUCUCGGACACGGCCCUUGCUUUUGGGGACCCUCCCACUGAAGACGAGCUGUCACGGCUGGUAGGCUCACUGGGUCUCGAGGGUGGCCCCAAUGGUGGCGGGGGGGAUGUGCCUGGCCUGGUCUCCAUGAUGCAGGGCAUGAUGCAGAACCUGCUCUCCAAGGACCUCCUCUACCCAGCACUGAGGGACAUUGUCGACAAGUAUCCCGACUGGCUGGCCGACAAGCGGUCCUCAUUGGCAGACGAGGAGUAUGAGCGGUACAACCGGCAGUUUGGCCUCAUGCGGCAAGUGUGUGAGGAGUUUGAAGCAGAGCAGAGCUCGGACGCAGCCGAGGUCAAGCAGGCGCGCUUUGAGCGUGUACUCAGCCUCAUGCAGAAGAUGCAAGAGUGCGGACAUCCACCUAAGGACCUGGUCGAAAUUGGCCCUGACAUUGGCCUGGAUGGGCGUGCCCCAGGAAUGCCCGAGCAGUGUGCAGUCAUGUGACUGAGCUUGUUCAUCAGAGGUCCUGGCUGCCUGUAUUUUGUGCAAUAUUCAUUGCAACGCAAGCACCAGUAUUUUUGGAGACAGUGCAUUCCUCUGCAGCCACUUUGGAUGCAGUACUAGCUUUUCUGCAUAUUCUUUGUGGUGCAGAGUGCUCCAGCUGGUGGUUAUAUAAGUAUGUUCACAAAUUUGAAAUGCCACUACCACUAGUGAUCACUUGCUUGUGACACCUGCAGUUAGUGACUGUGUUUUAGUUCAUUCCCAUUGCUGCAAUGAUCAGUGUACAUUCAAAGGGAAUAAAUUUUGUAUAUGUUGUC
Messenger RNA from Dermacentor albipictus, 1647 nucleotides. RefSeq names its product peroxin 19 (gene Pex19). Lineage: Eukaryota; Metazoa; Arthropoda; Arachnida; Ixodida; Ixodidae. The record is from RefSeq and is a predicted model, not a curated record. Gene Ontology annotation, biological process: protein import into peroxisome membrane. Gene Ontology annotation, cellular component: peroxisome; peroxisomal membrane.